Molecule: messenger RNA, 1232 nt
Organism: Lolium rigidum
Lineage: Eukaryota; Viridiplantae; Streptophyta; Magnoliopsida; Poales; Poaceae
Product: nitrile-specifier protein 5-like
Exons: 2
Coding region: 114-1088 (324 amino acids)
Biological process (GO): nitrile biosynthetic process
Cellular component (GO): cytosol; nucleus
Molecular function (GO): protein binding; enzyme regulator activity
Source: RefSeq, a predicted model, not a curated record
AAUUUGGGAACCCCACUCAUCACUUCCCCUCCACCACUCCACUGUCGCUCCAAACUGAAUCAACAAAGGCACAUCCGAGCAGAGGAAGCAGGCGCUGCAGCUCGAGCAGAGCAAUGGCUGCUAGUACCUGGGUCAUGCUGGAGCAGAAGGGAUCCGGGCCGGGAGCAAGAAGCUCCCACGCUAUCACCCUGGUCGGCGGCACGGCCUACUCCUUCGGCGGCGAGUUCACCCCGCGCGUGCCCGUGGACAGCACCAUGUACGCCUUCGACCUCAAGGCGCAGUCCUGGUCCGCCCUCGACGCCGCCGGCGAGGUGCCCCCGCCGCGCGUCGGCGUCACCAUGGCCGCCGUCGGCGGCACGGUCUUCGUGUUCGGCGGCCGCGACAGGGACCACAAGGAGCUGAACGAGCUCUACUCCUUCGACACGGCCACCAACACCUGGACCCUGCUCUCGUCCGGCGACAUUGGCCCGCCGCACCGGAGCUACCACUCCAUGGUGGCCGACGGCGAGGGCAGCCGCGUGUACGUGUUCGGCGGGUGCGGCAACGCCGGCAGGCUGAACGACCUGUGGGCCUACGACGCCGCCGCCGGGCGAUGGGAGGAGCUGCCGUCGCCAGGGGCGGCGUGCCCUCCCCGCGGCGGGCCCGGGCUGGCGUUCGCGGGCGGGAAGGUGUGGGUGGUGCACGGGUUCUCCGGGGACGCGGAGCUCGACGACGUGCACUCCUACGACCCGGCCACCGGCGUGUGGGCCAAGGUCGAGACCACCGGCGACAGGCCCGCCCCGCGGAGCGUGCUCUGCGCGGCUGGCGUCGGGAAGCACGUGGUGGUGUUCGGCGGGGAGGUCGACCCCAGCGACCUCGGCCACCUCGGCGCCGGCAAGUUCUCCGCCGAGGCAUUCAUGUUGGACACCGAGACCGGCGCGUGGGCCAAGCUGGAUGACGCCUCCGAUCACCACCCUGGUCCUCGCGGGUGGUGCGCGUUCUCGGCGGGGGCGCUGGACGGCCGGAAAGGGAUGCUUGUCUACGGCGGCAACUCGCCGACCAACGACCGGCUGGACGACAUGUUCCUCUUCACUCCACUUCUAGCUUGAGACCUUGUCAAGCUAGGCCGUGCCCGCAGCUCUGUGUGCGAUUGCGGCUUGAGACCUUAACCUGCUGCUCUCGCAUCUUGUGUUUAUGUUGUGUAUGUAAGUGAGGAAUAAAAAUGAUGAUGAAUUGGGUGCUUUAAAUUGUUG